AAAAUUAAAAAAGAAAAAAAAAAAAAACAAAAGAACAAAAAAUGGGUAAGGCUUCUUCAGCAGCAGCAGCAACAAAAACGACAACUACUACCACAACAAUUACUUCAUCCAGAACUGCCACAACGACGACGGCCACCACCUCCUCCGCCGCCGCCGCAUCCGCAGCUAAGUCCCCUUCCGGCGGGUUAUUACACGGGAUGAAGCGCAAGAAGAAGAAAGGCCGCCCCUCUCUGUUAGAUCUCCAGAGGCGCAAACUUCAACAACAGAAACAACAAGAGAAACAGGAUCAUCUCGCCAAAAUUACUAACCAGAAUAACAAUAAAACCCUAACCCCUCCUCCUCCUUCUUCCAAUUACAAUUCUUCCUCCCGUCGAUCCACUCGCCGGAACCCUAACCCCAAUCUCAAUUACGAUUAUUCCCCCUCCUCCUCCUUCGACGACGGCGACGACGACGAUGACGAGCGGCAGCAGAAGAAAGUUAAGCUCGUUGUUCGCCUUCCCCAAUCAUCCUCCGAACAGCGCCAACAACGGGAAGAUUCUCCUUCUCGGAAUUCUCCGCCUUCCUCCUCCGCCGCGGCUUCUGAUUCCGACCAAGAUAACCGCCGCGAAGUCGAGAUCAAUGCCGGUGACGGUAGAUCUAACCCCGCCGGUCUCAAUCAGGUUCUCAAUUUUGAGGGAUUUUAUUUCCCUCCCUUUUUUCUGCAUUCUAUUGGGAAAUGUUUGGUUUUUGGAAAUUCGGUUUUCGAGUCAAAGCUUUGGGUUCUCUUUUCUAUUUUUGGAAAAAAUUAAAGCGUCGUUUUUUCCCCUCUUCCUGUGGUUUCUGUGUUCGAAGAAUUUAAGGUUUCAUUUGUCUAGAUGUGGUUGCAGUUCAUGGGAUUUCGCGCAAAAUUUUACUUUUUCUUUUUAGUUUUUUUUACAAAAGACUUCUUUUAAUAAGUGGAUAUAUGACUACUGACUUUUGAGAAUCUGAAUUAUUAUGAGAAGUGGGUUCAAGGGUUUUGACUCUGUCCAAGCUUUACAAAUUUGGAGUUGCCCUGUUCAUUUAUGUUUCUUUUUCUUAUUUUCUCCAGUUUCCCCUUCAGCUAAGAUUAUAAAGAUUCAGUCUUUAUACUGCUGGUAGUAUUUAUUUUAUUGUAUAUAUAUGUAUAUAUAUAUAUGUGUGUGUGUGUGUGUGUGUGUGUGUGUGUGUGUUUCAAACCAUCAGUUUAUAAGCAUAAUUAUUUUGGGAUAAAGUUUUGUUUUGUCUUUUCUGAUCAUUGACAUUUAUAGUAGUUGCAGAAGAAGCAGCUGCAGCAGCAUGUUUAUUUAUUCUGCCCUUCUUUUUCCCCCUCAACAUUUUCUAAAGCUUCAGAUUGCUCUGCGUUUGUACUUGCUCUGUGGUUGUCCAUUUACUGGACAUUUUCACACCUUCUUCUGCCUAAUUUUGAGUGUUAAUUUUUUCUGCAGGGGAGAAAGACUGUGAAAACGAUGGGCACUGUACAUGGGUCUUCUCUGGUGACUGGACCCACAUCUACACCUUUGCCAGAUAGAACCAUGUUGGUGUUCGUCCUUGACAGACUUCAAAAGAAGGAUACUUAUGGGGUGUUUUCAGAACCCGUUGAUCCAAAUGAGCUUCCUGAUUAUCAUGAAAUUAUCGAACAACCGAUGGAUUUUGGGACUGUGCGGAAAAAGCUUGAUGAUGGGGUUUACACCAAUUUGGAAGAAUUAGAGGCUGAUGUGAUGCUGAUAUGUUCGAAUGCGAUGCAAUACAAUUCAUCAGAUACUGUUUACUAUCGACAGGCUCGGUCCAUACAAGAGCUGGCAAAGAGGGAUUUUGAGAACUUGAGGAAUGAGGGUGAUGACGGUGAACCACAACCAAAAGUUGUCCGAAGAGGGAGGCCUCCAAGCAAGAAUCUGAAAAAACCUAUCGAGACUUCACCGAGUGAUCGUGUUGGUCUUGAGGUCUCCUCGGGUGCCACUCUUGCUACAGGUGAAGAUAAAGCAAGUGGAUCUAAUGGUUACAAUUUAAGAAAGGGGCAGUCGAUGCUAUAUAAACUUCGCUCAAAUGAUGCAUCGUCUGGAACUUCAUUUCGUACACGCAAUGGAGAAAAUUACUCUGAUUGGUUAGUUGAUUGGAACAGUGAAUUUCCAGCAAACAUUUUAAGGGCUGACAUGAAAUAUGGGAAAAAGCAUUUUACUAUGAUUGAUGAGACCAGGCGGGAUACCUAUAAACAGUCCCACCCGUUGCCUUCGAGCAGCAACCAGUCUUACUUCUCAAAUUCCUUUGGAGACAUGAAGCGGCUAAUGUCGGUAGGUCUUCACAUGGAUCCACAUGCUUAUGCGCGAAGCCUGGCAAGGUACGCCGCAAAUCUUGGGCCAGUUGCUUGGAAUGUUGCUUCUAGGAAAUUGAAAUCUGUUCUUCCUGAUGGACUGGCCUUUGGGCCAGGAUGGGUGGAAGAAAACGAUUUGCCGCUGCCUUUUUUACCUGAUAAGUUGAAGUCAAUGAACACCUCAGUACCUAACCAUGAUUAUUCUGGCAAAAUGGUAAACCCAUCCACAUCUGAGUUGAGUUCUGUACAUAGACCACCAGGAGAAAUUGCUGAUGCUGGAAGGAGAUCGAGUAGUCAGAAUGAGUUACCCAAUCAGGGUAGCGGGUUAUCCUGGGCAAUACCAUGUAGUGGAAACUCCUUCCAGACUCCACCACAGAAAGCAAUAUUUCACCCGAAUAGAAAUGGUUUUAAUGGGAUGAUUGGGUUUGAUAUGUCAUCUCAAAUGGGUGUGGCACAAGUAGCCGCCACUCAAGCAGGACAUUCUGGGUGGGAUAAUCAAAUCCUCCCUGGUAGGCAAUCUGCAGGCAAUGUUGCAGCCCUUCAUUCAGGGCCCCAGUACCCGCCAAAGUCAGCAGAAGCAAAAUUGUCGGAUAAUUGGGCGUUAGCCCGAUCUGGUAAUUCGCUAAACCAAGCCUCUGAUUCACAGAUGGUAUCUGCGAUGCAUAGGCAAUCGCCUGCAAUCCCGCCUGAUCUAAAUAUAAGAGUACAGGCAACAUCGGGGUCCCCCAGUUCUAGUUUACAGAUUGGUUCGCCGCAACCAGAUUUAGCCUUACAGCUUUGACUCGUAGUUUAAUUUUGUGUUUCUUACUUUAUUUUCUUUUUUAAUUAGGGGAGAUUAUUUUGAAUUGGCAGAAUGUAGUUGAUGGGCGUUAGUGAUAUCCAGGUAGAGAGCUCUGCUGUAAGGUGAAGGAAUAUAGGAAAAAAGUAUUGAAAAAACUUGUACAGAUGAUAAACAAUGUAAUUUAAACAUUUCUUUUAGGCGAAGACUAGAGGGCAUUCGAUUGUAACAUUCCAAACCUUGAUCCUUUAGUGCAGCGAUAAGAGUUAGUACUAAAGAGUUUGCAUUGUGUUUGGCAUUGGAAAUGAAUGAGCAAAUGGGGAGCUCAGCUGAGCUGACUGCAAACAUUGUAACCAAUUUUCAUGAAGCUCUGUAAAGGCGAUGAAAUGUUCGAGGCUCUGGAUUGAUAUGUUUAUUCGAAGCACAACAUAAACUGGGGAGUUGUAGAAAUGAUAUAACGUUAGAUAUUAGAUUAGUCAAAUAAGUUUAAGCUGAUCCAUUCAAACUGUUUGGUAUUAGAAUUUUUCUUUGAAGGGGGAGAAAUAUAAUU
Molecule: messenger RNA, 3636 nt
Organism: Oldenlandia corymbosa var. corymbosa
Lineage: Eukaryota; Viridiplantae; Streptophyta; Magnoliopsida; Gentianales; Rubiaceae
Source: the annotation of a GenBank genome assembly